CAUAGAAAUGCUCGCAUGUUAGAUUAGAUUUAAUUUUCCCUAUUUCCAAUUAUACGAUCCCGUUAUGUGUAUGGAUUGUAUUCUGUGUGUGUUGUGUUUUGCGUGUGGUGUGUGUGUUGUGUGUGUGUGGUGUGUGUGUUGUGUGUGUGGUGUGUGUUGCGUUCGUUGCGUUUUGUGUGUGUUAUGUGUUUUGGCGUGUUUCUGGCGUGUUUUCUUUGUUUUGUGACUUGUUUUCUGCUUUCUUCUGCUUUUUCCUUUCUUUUCAUUUCUUCUUCUUCUCUUGGGAGUCAUUGGGACUGGAAGGACAUUGGGAUUUGGGAUUUGGGAAGGAAAACUGGCGUUGAAGGGACAGCUGGAAGGCUACCCAUUUAUGGGCGGGACUGGAUUUCCCCCAAACUUUAUACCCCUGGGACGACAACUUGGCAACGACUACUUCUACAACUACAACGACUACAACGACUAACUAUUACAAUCUGUGGUUGAUGGCCCUGCUGCUAGCAGCAAUCAACUUUAUCAAUCAAUAUAAUCAUUAUUUCUUCC
Messenger RNA from Aspergillus japonicus CBS 114.51, 540 nucleotides. RefSeq lists its product as uncharacterized. Bases 184 to 483 code for a protein of 99 amino acids. NCBI's taxonomy places the organism in Eukaryota, Fungi, Ascomycota, Eurotiomycetes, Eurotiales, Aspergillaceae. The transcript has a single exon. The record is from RefSeq and is a predicted model, not a curated record.